Messenger RNA from Magallana angulata, 2327 nucleotides. Its product is annotated as neutral and basic amino acid transport protein rBAT-like. The transcript has 8 exons. The record is from RefSeq and is a predicted model, not a curated record. Lineage: Eukaryota; Metazoa; Mollusca; Bivalvia; Ostreida; Ostreidae. Gene Ontology annotation, biological process: amino acid transport; carbohydrate metabolic process. The coding region runs from base 46 to 2139 and encodes 697 amino acids.
AGAACAAUACUAGCAAAAAGGAAGACGCUUUGAGAGUCAUAGAAAAUGGCAGACAAAGUCGACGUCAACACACCACUGAAUGCAAAAAUAGCAGAGGAAUUAUACUUUAAAGCACAAUUUGAAAAUGGAAGUGAAGAACCACAUGUCGCCAUAGAAUGCGGCUCGGGUGACGACGUGAGUUUCACGGGGCUGGGCAAGGAAGAGCUGAUGAAAUAUGCCGACGACCCUUUCUGGAAAAAAGUUAGGCUGAUCAUCCUGAUCGUGUUUUGGGUAGGAUGGCUCGGUAUGCUGGUGGCUGCUAUUGUCAUCAUUGUCCUGGCACCAAAAUGUCCCUACCGACCCGACCUAAAAUGGUACGACAAGAGCACUGUUUAUGAGAUCUUCCCCAAAUCUUUCCAGGACUCCAACCCCAAAGCUGAAAAGGCAGACACCAGGAGAGGAGAUGGAGUGGGAGACAUUAACGGAAUUCAAGCUCGUUUGGAAUAUCUGAAGGAUGUUGCUAAAAGCAAGAUUCUUUACAUUAAUUCCUUGUAUGAAAGUAGAGAUGAGGACCGUCUGGCCAUCACCAAUCACAUGAGCAUAGACCCACUGUUCGGAACGAUGGAAGACUUUGACAUGCUACGGAAAGUCACGAAAAAAUUGGAAAUGCGUUUGAUAAUGGAUUUCAUUCCUAACCACACUGGAAAGUUGAACAAGUGGUUCAAGAAGAGUCAGAUGAAAGAAGGAAAAUACACCGACUACUACAUCUGGGCAACUUGUGAACCAAAUAAUAAUACAUACCCAAAUAACUGGAUGAGUGUCAAAGGAGGACGAGCGUGGACGUAUGACGACACCAGAAAGGAGUGCUACUUCCAUCAGUUGGAGAGCGACAAGCCAGAUCUAAACCUCAGGAGCGCAGACGUCAGACAGGAACUUGAGAGCAUCUUGCGUUUCUGGUUGGGCCGAGGAGUGGAUGGUUUCCAUGUCCAGAAUGCUCAGUAUCUGUACGAGGACGAAAAUCUGGGGGAUGAAACACCGAUUACUGGAAAAACAGGCGAUAAUUACACUGAUUUUGAGCACAACCAGACCAUGAACCAUCCAAAAAAUUUGAAGAUACUGCAAGGCUGGAUGAAUGUGUUGGAGUCGUACAAUACCAAGCCAGGCAGAGAAAAGGCUCUUAUUGUGACGGCUAAAGAUGAUCUGAACACAACCAUGGAGUACUUUGAUGCAGGGGUCACCAUUGUACGAGUCACCCCAUUGUCUGACAGUGGUGCUUCGUUGGCUGAGGGUAGUGUUUCACUGACUGAGAGUAAUGUUUCACUGACUGAGAGUAAUGUUUCACUGACUGAGAGUAAUGUUUCACUGACUGAUAGUAAUGUUUCACUGGCUGAGAGUAAUGUUUCACUGGCUGUGAGUAAUGCUUCACUGGCCGUGAGUAAUGCUUCACUGGCUGAGAGUAAUGCUUCACUGGCUGAGAAUAAAGUUUCACUGGCUGAACGCAUGGAGACCAAACUGAAAGAGUUAAUAUCCUUCAACAGAAUCGGAUUGAUGUAUAGUGAUAAAGAUUCGAGUCGUUUGGCCAGCCGAGUCGACGUCAGUCCAGAACAAAUUAAAGCUUUGUUGACUCUACAAGCCACUCUGCCGGGAGUUCCGUUUAACUACUACGGUAACGAGAUCGGAAUGACUGACCACCCCACACUGUCUGCCCCUAAUAAGUACAGGACUCCAAUGCAGUGGAACUUUAAAGGAACAGGGUUCUCCAAGAACACCCUAUGGUUGGAGCGUAAUGCUAACUACAGAGAGUUUAAUGUGGAGACUGAAAAGGGCCAUCAAAAUGAUUACUCUACAUUGAUGGUGUACAAACGACUUCAGGAACUGAGAGAGAAUGAGUCCUUCCAGUGGGGAACAAUGAGUGUGUAUAGAGAUGGAGACCUCCUGAUGUACACCAGAAAGGCCGAUGGAUUCCCGGGAUACCUGGUGGCCAUUAACCUCGGAACCAGUAAGGUCACCGAAUCUUUCCAUGCAGCCACCGGAAUUCCCAAGGAAGUCAAGGUGGUCUUCCAUACUCACAAGGACGACAACAGCGCCAUCAGUUUGUCGGAUACUUCCUAUAUACUGGAUCCAAGUCAUGCAGUUGUUUUCAAAUAUAAUAGUGAAUAAUUGUUUGUGUAUGAUAUACAUGUAGAUUUGAAGUUUACAUGUAUGUAAAUAUUAAGUACCUUUCAAUAUUGAUACCUUAAUCUUAAUGUCACAAACUGAGACAUGAAAUUGCAUUUCUUAUACUGGCUUGUUUAUGCCAAAAACUGACCAAUAAUGUUGUUUAAAAAUAAAAAGAACAAUAAAUAUGA